AUGGUUACCGGCGGCACCGGGUUUAUCGGAAACCGCAUCAUCCGCAAGCUGGUGGAACGUGGCGAGGAGGUGGUCUGCUUCGACCUGGCUCCGCCGCGCGCGAACCUGCAGCCGCUGCUCGACCGCAUAUCCAUCUAUCGGGGCGAUGUGACCCGCCUGGAACACCUGCUGGAAGCGGUCAACCGUCACAACGUGGACCGCAUCAUCCACAUGGCGGCCCUGCUGCCGCCCGACACCGAAGACCGGCCGGCCACGGGCAUGGCGGUCAACAUCGACGGCACCAACAACAUCUUCGAGGCCGCCCGCUGGGGCAACAUCCGCCGCGUGGUGUAUGCCAGCAGCAUCGCCGUGUACGGCGUCCAGGACACCUUCGGCGACCGCCCGCUGAUCGAGGACGAUCUGCCGGCGCCCAUCAACGUGUACGGAAUGACCAAGGCGGUGAACGACUUUGCCGCCGCCCGCUACCGCACCUUGCACGGUCUCGACAUUCGCGGCGUGCGCAUCUGCACCGUCUUUGGACACGGGCGCGUCACCGGCAUGACUGGCAUGAUCGGCGGGCUGAUGAUGUCCCUCCCGGCCAUCGGCCAGGCCGUCAGCAUGGACUUCGAUCCCCAGGAAGCCUCUCCCAUGAUCCAUGCCGAGGACGCCGCCGAGAUCUUCGUCGGGUCGCCCUCGCGGACCAGCUGA
Geodia barretti is the source of this 687-nucleotide messenger RNA. The record is from the annotation of a GenBank genome assembly. Lineage: Eukaryota; Metazoa; Porifera; Demospongiae; Tetractinellida; Geodiidae.